GAUGCGAGAAAUCUCCAAAGACGAUCCUCCAAUAUGGUAUCCUAGGGCCUCCACGAUAUCAGCAGUAUGCCAGACAGCACCAUACUAUUUUGUUGCAGUUAGUGGUUGUGGUGUGUUGGUCCCGUGAAGCACAGCGCUUGAUGUGAAAGACCUCCUUUGUUGAUUAGUAAAAAUGCUUGUGGAAUUUCUGCUAUUUGGUGGACUGCUGUUUCUGUUAUGGAAAAGCUUCAGAAAACCCCCAGAACUACCUCCAGGCAAGUGGGGCCUUCCUUUGGUGGGUUACAUACCUUGGACCAGUAAGACAUUUGAAGAUCAGAUAGCGGACUUUCACAAACAGUAUGGACAUAUCUUCCUGUGGAAGAUGGGAACACAAUUAAUGGUGUUUAUCAACGACUACAAGUUAGUGAAAGAAGCUUUCUCGAGGCAUGAGUUUACCAACAGACCAGACUGGGAGAUCUUCAAGUUUUUUGAAGAACCUGCCGUUGCGUUUUAUGUGUUGGUUGCGGGAUGUAUAAUGGAAGGCGUGUAUGCCUAA
This is a messenger RNA of Portunus trituberculatus (swimming crab), 535 nucleotides long. RefSeq names its product cytochrome P450 2L1-like. Gene Ontology annotation, cellular component: intracellular membrane-bounded organelle; cytoplasm. NCBI's taxonomy places the organism in Eukaryota, Metazoa, Arthropoda, Malacostraca, Decapoda, Portunidae. Bases 173 to 535 code for a protein of 120 amino acids. Gene Ontology annotation, molecular function: heme binding; oxidoreductase activity, acting on paired donors, with incorporation or reduction of molecular oxygen, reduced flavin or flavoprotein as one donor, and incorporation of one atom of oxygen; iron ion binding. Gene Ontology annotation, biological process: xenobiotic metabolic process. The transcript is spliced from 5 exons. The record is from RefSeq and is a predicted model, not a curated record.